Cladocopium goreaui is the source of this 4272-nucleotide messenger RNA. The record is from the annotation of a GenBank genome assembly. NCBI's taxonomy places the organism in Eukaryota, Dinophyceae, Suessiales, Symbiodiniaceae.
AUGGAAGUAGUGUCAGCCGCCAUACCAGAGGCGCGUUCACGAGCGCAGAGGCCCUGGCGGCACACCAGCUGCCGACCUGGGCCCAAGGCUGCAGCACGGCAGGAACGAGGCAAUGGAGGAACUAUCAACGCACAGCCAGGAACCAGGGCGCCGCAGAUGCUGCUCCAGGAGCCUCCGAAAUGGUUCGCGGACCUGUUCCUGACCUUGCAACCGCUAGGCAACGGCAAGGCUCAGAGGAGAGAACCUAGCCAGAACAGGAUGGAGAUGAUGAAGUACUGGCAGGUCUGUGAGAAGGUCAAAAACCUUUCGGAGGAGCUGAUGCAGGCGGUAGCCAUCCACUCCACCAACUACGUCAACGUCAAGGGCAAUGUGGCCUUUGACAUUAUCGGUCACAUGUUCUUCAUCGAGACUGGUAUGGAGAUGCACAACACCUUGGAAGGCAACCUGGGCGUUGGAGCCAUUCCUCUUCUGUCCGGAAUGUUGGAGAGUGAUCAGGAGCCCGCCGGCUUCUGGACGGCAGCGCCCAACAACGUAUGGAGAGACAAUGUGGCUGUCACGGGAUCUGAUGGUUGGUACUUCCAGCUGCCUGGCACGCCCAUCUCGCACAACAUUGAUAUCUACAAGGGCCUGACUUGGUGUUGGCAGCUGGGCAUUCCCGAGCUUCAGACGUUCAGAUUCGUCUCGGAAGAAGGUUCACAGCAAAUUGAGGAUGAUGAGGCUGGCGCGAAAAAGCAUCAGCCAAGAACAGAUGGCUUCACAGCCUUGCACCUUGCAGCUUGCAAAGGCCGUCUAGAUAUUGUCCAGCUACUGAUCGAGCCCAGUGCCGAUAGCAUUUGUCCAGUGGGCACGCGUAUCGGCGAGUGGCGACGCAACCGUUGUCAUCACUUGCCAGGCAGCUGCAUUCGUAUCUACCUCACUUGGAUCCCGCGAAAGGAGCCGUGCAACGCGGACAGCGCGGAAGACCCACAGAUCUUGUUCAACACCACCUGCAGGGCGGAGAGUUUUCCGAGAACCCGCGAAAGAGCUGCAGCGAUCAGGGACGAGAUUGUGAGCUGGCGACGGCAUUUGCAUGCGCAUCCUGAGCUCAUGUAUCAGGAACACAUGACGUCGCAGUUCAUUCAAGAUGUGCUGAAAAGCUUGGGCAUUCCAUUCACCGCAGGCUGGGCAAAGAACACCCGGCAGAACGCCACCGGCCGCGCGCGCCCGGUGUUGGGCCCCGGCGGCACCGGGGUCGUGGCCGAGAUCGGCCGUGGCGCGCCGCUGGUGGCGCUGAGGGCGGAUAUGGAUGCGCUGCCCAUCCUGGAGGAGACACCUGUACCUUAUCGAUCUGAACACCCUGGACAGAUGCACGCAUGUGGCCAUGAUGGUCACUCAUCCAUGCUGCUGGGUGCCGCCAAGCUGCUCAAAGACAUGGACCUACCUGGAACGGUGCGCUUAAUCUUCCAACCUGCUGAGGAAGGAGGUGCAGGCGCCAAGCGGAUGUUGGAGGAAGGCGUGUUGAAUGGCGUCUCCCGGAUUUUUGGGCUCCAUUUGUUUCCUUCGCUCCCCAGUGGCGUCAUCGCUGGCCGUUCGGGCACCACCAUGGCGGCCGCCGACUUCUUCGACUUCCGCGUGCGCGGCGUGGGCGCGCACGGCGCCAUGCCGCACCUUGGGGUGGACCCGGUGACGGCCACGGCGGCGGUAGUUCAGUCCCUACAGAGCAUUGUGAGUCGCGAAACGGACCCAUUGAGCUCUUCCGUCAUCAGUGUGACGAAGGUCUCCUGUGGAGAUGCUUACAACGUGAUACCCAGCGGCUGUACAGUGGGUGGUACCUUUCGAUCCUUAACUUCUGCCGGUUUGGAUGCUCUACGUGAGCGCUUGAUGGAAGUUGCACGUCAGGUUGCUUUAGCUCAUCGAUGCUCUGUGGAGAAUGCCACCUUUAUGGCAGACAGCUUUCCUCCACUGGAGAACGAUCAGCAGCUGUGGAAAUGGCUUGAUGAGUCGACAGGUUUGAAAGAAGGCUUCCCUUCGAUGCUUUGGGAUUUGCCUCCCACCAUGGGUGGUGAGGACUUUGCUUUCUUCACGCAGCAGAUCCCUGGAGCUUUCAUUUUCCUAGGACAGGGCUCCAAAUUGGACCGCACCAUGACCAUCGCAGCCUCCGAUGAGACGGGUGCAUACAGCGAGACGGUCUAUGUCCCAACGAAUGUCAGCCUACACAGUCCCAUGUUCCACAUGGACGAAGACGUUUUAGAGCUGGGCUCUGCGUUGCACGCGCACAUGGCGGUGGCAUCACUCCAUGCCAUCGCACUUUUGAGCGACCUGACGUGCUGGGGCAUUGGAAAGGCUUGCUACAACGCCAUGAAGAUGGGCUCGGUCCACAACCACCACAUGACUGCAGUGGAGGGUGGAAAGCAAGACUACGAGUCCAUCAAGUUCAUUCGCUCAGCACCCGCUUCGCAUGGCAACAAGUUUGAAACCGACUUCGUGAACAUUCCUCACAUCAAGGACAGCGUGUUCGUGCGUAUUCUGCCGCAGAACUUGGGUGAGGUGAUCUUGGGAGCAACAGCUUCGUUGUUCACGGAGAAAGCCAAGAUGAUGGAGGUGAUCCGGCAGCAUGAAGAGCAUGCUGAUGCUUGUGUGAAGAUCAGCGAGGACUCCAUCGCGCCCCGCAUCGCCCCGCCUUGCCUUGCCAGGUCCGUUCAGUUGCCCCAGAACGAACAGUUCUAUGUGACGGAUUCCAUGUGGAUCAACACUGGGGAGGCGGUGGCGGAAAAACCCAAGAAAUACUCCGGUCUUCAAGGGCUGCGCCAAGUGCUGGUCAGGGCAUUUUCUGCUCAUUUUGGCAGGGCCGAAGAGCUAGGGCACUUUCCGGGCGCGGGCCUCUCUUCGCCGUCGGUUCCAAGCUCUUUGACCGACUCGGCCGUGUCCUGCACCGAGCGGACCUUCGUCAAAUGGCACCAGGGAGCUCAUACCUAUCGCCUCAGCGGGCUCAGCUUCACCAAUGUCACAAGGAAACUCGAUGUUCACAAGAAGGACAUCUUCUGGGAUCUGGAUGGUUCCCUGACGGGGACACCAGAUUCUUACACCUCCUGGGCAGAUGCGUUCAACCUGGGCCAUCCUGACUGCGUUUACACACAGGUGCUCUUCAACACCUCAGAGGAUGGAACCGAAAUGGAAACCACCUGGUACAGUGACACAGGUAUGUACACCGACUCUCCUGGCAUGUUCAAGACAAGCGCUAACAAGUACCAACAUGAAGUUCGCAACCACACCUUCAUGACCUGUACGACUCCCAUCCGAAAACUGGGCAUCGCCUGGCCUGAACCACAGGAGGUGCAUUUGCGUCAACUGAUUGUGACAAACUUGGACACUGGGCUCUGGCAAGCGCACGAGUUUGAAAAGCUGGAGCUCUUCGGCUGGGGCUUUCCGGUGGUGGCCAAUCAACGUUUGGAGGUGCGACCCAACUUCUUGGGUAUGGACCUCACUGAGGGCGGCAUUCAGUACGGUUUCAAUGAUCUUUUGGCUUCCAAAGAGGGUGAUGCGCUCAAGAACAAGAAGACGCCCACACCAGAAUGGCUACAGCUGCAGUUGAAGUUCUGGAUGAACUACAACCAUGUGAAGUUGACGAACCCCUACAGUUGGUGGGCUGGGACCCGCUAUGGUGAGUCUGCGGAGCUGCGCGCCGUUCAGCUGGAAGAGAAGAAGCCAUAUCUGACGGAUCCAACCCCAUUGGAUACUCCGGAGAGCUUGCCAUCCAUGACGCACGGGAUGAAGGAUGCUCGCACCUGGGCGAUGAGCUUCCGAUAUCCCAAGCCGGCUGAUGCCCCCGCCUGGGAGAGCGUGCCCUAUGGAGCACACUUCGAGGCACGAAAGUGUCCUGAUGAGGGAUGCAUCUUGAAUUUGCCGGAUCGCAAUCAGAACUGGACCCACUACAUCUUGUGGAGUGAGAAGUUCGGCGACGUGACGGGCCAAGCAGUCGAGAUCGAUGCACCUGACUGGAUCAUGUUCGACAUGGACCUGGUGGUACUGAAGAAUCUCACCAUCAAGGGAAAACUGUCCUUUGAUGACAGUCAAAACCGAAUCCUGCGAACAGGCAACAUCCUGGUCUGGGGCGUUUUGGAGAUUGGUACCGCCAGCAGCCCCUUCGGUCAGAGCACCGGCAACACAGCGCGUGUUGAGCUCACGGGCAAUGUCCUCGACCUCGCGGAUUACAUGUACAUCCAGGAGCAAUCGCUCUGGGGCAAGGUGGUCACUGUCAUCGGACAGGUCAACACCUACGGAGCUCCGAUUCCA